This is a messenger RNA of Bursaphelenchus okinawaensis, 959 nucleotides long. NCBI's taxonomy places the organism in Eukaryota, Metazoa, Nematoda, Chromadorea, Rhabditida, Aphelenchoididae. The record is from the annotation of a GenBank genome assembly.
AUGUUUGAAAGGAUUCCUCGACGUAAUGCAGAUUUGGUUGAGUUGUUAAAAGGUACUAAUUAAUUCACAUUUUUUUUGUUUUUACACUUUUCAAUAAUUUUAUACAUUCAUGAAUCAAAUCGUAUACUUACAACGUACUAAAAAAUUUAACUUUCAGCUAAGGGUGCAUUUUCGUCAGAUAGAAUCAAACAAGUACUUUUAUCUGUCGAUCGUGCUGAUUUUGCAAGAGUAUCACCAUAUUGUGACUCACCCCAAAGUAUUGGAUAUAAUGCCACCAUAAGUGCACCGUACAUGGUAAAUAUGUUUGAAAUAUAUAAUUUUACUUUAGUUUUAUUAUUUUAAGUAUAUUUUUGCAUCUAUAGCACGCCCAAUCGCUUGAACGGCUUGCCGAUGUUAUCAAAGAUGAAUCCCGCAUUCUCGAUAUUGGAUGUGGAUCAGGUUAUCUGACGACAUGUUUUGCUGAAAUGAUAGGACCUUCAGGAAAAGUGAUUGGGAUUGAUCACAUUUCCGAACUAGUGGCCUUGUCUGAAAGGAACAUACGAAAACAUCAUGAAGAGUAUCUUGAUUCUGAAAGAAUUGUUUUAGUCACUAAAGAUGGUAGGCUCGGUCAUGCAGCUUUAGGACCUUAUGAUGCGAUCCAUGUUGGCGCUGCCGCUUCAAAAAUUCCAGAAGAGGUAUGUUUAACUUUUUUAAAUCAAAGUUUCAUCAGCCACGCCUAAAGAUACAACGUAGAUAAAUUUUUAUUUAAUAUUUUGUUUAGCUAAAUUGUAAAAUCUUUACAAAUUUAGUUAAUCAACCAGCUAGCUCGUGGUGGUCGCAUGCUGAUACCGGUUGGAACAACGGAACAACAAUUUUUGCAAAUCGACAAAUCUGAAAAUGAUAAAAUCACUUCCAAAAACCUUUAUGGUGUGAUUUAUGUACCAUUAACUAGCAAGGACCAUCAGCUCAACAGCCGCUAA